AUGUUUAAAACCUCAAUAUUUGGAUCUAAUAAAUCUUCUUCGUCGUCGUCAGCCUCUAAAACAAUAACAAUAAAUACUCAAAGGGAUAUAAUUCUUGAACAAUUGAUUUCAAUAUUUCCUGAUGCAGAUCAAGAAUAUUUAAAUUAUUGCAUUGGGUUUUAUCGUGAUAAUCAUGUUGAACGUAUUAGUGAAAAAAUAUUUAAUUACAACAAAGGACACUACCCAAAAGUACCAAAAGGUUGUACAAACGCCAAUUCAAUCGAAGCAAAAAACUCUUAUUUAUUACAACUAAACGAUCUAUUUCCAGAAUGCGACAUAUCCUUUCUGCGUGACUGCAUUUCAAAUCAAAACAAUAACCAUGUUCAUCAAAUUACUGAAAUGCUAUUAAAUAUGGAAAAAUCUUCACAACAAAAAGCUUAUCCAAAAAGGAUUCAACCUUUCGUCAUAGAAGAUUGGGAAUUGAUUCGCUCGCCACAAUAUCGUAAAGCAGUCAGAUAUCGUUUAUAUAAUGAUUUUCCGGAUAUUUGGAAAUCAACCAUCAAAGCUGUUUUGGCCGAGAAUAAUUUUGAUUAUAGAAAAAGUUAUGAUAAACUUAAAGAUUUGUCUCAUAAUAAUAGUUAUUGGUGGAAUUCUAUAUUUAGCGUUUUUAAGCGCAAAAAAUAUAUCGAUAUAGAUGAUAAAGAUUUAAUUAGCGAAGUUUAUAAAUUAAAAUCUCUCCAGCUAGAUGAAUUAUCUCGUAAUGAUCACAAAAUAGCAAAACAAAUUAAUUUCACCGAAUACACCCAAAACAAUCAACUAAUCACUUGUGGUUGUUGCUAUGGUGAUUAUCCUUUCGAAGAUUUCACGUGUUGUAACGAGGGUCAUUUAUUCUGUAAAGAAUGUAUAAAUCAUUUAGUACAAGAAGGUUUAUACGGUCAAGGUUCUUUAAGAGGAAAAAUAAUUAAUUGUAUUGAUUCUUCUUCACCCGGUGAUGAUGGAAUUGGUGCGGCCACUAGUGGUGGUUGCAAUGGCUAUUUUACUGAGGAAAAACUUAAAUCCUGCUUAAAUCCUGAUCUUUUCAAACGUUAUGCAGAGUCAUUAAUAGAACAUUCUUUAAAACAAUCAAAUCUUUUACUUAUUCAAUGUCCUUUUUGUCCUUAUUGUGAAGCAGAUGAUGAUGACGAUGAUCCUUUUCGCCAAAUAAAAAUACCAAAAACUUUUAUAAUAAUUAGCAGCGUUCCUUUGGCUCUUUUACCUUUUUUCACUUCUUUCGAAAAUGUUAUGAGUGCUUUGAAUGUAGUUGCUAUUAUUGUCAUACCUCAAAUAUUUUUAAGUUUAUUGGGUCUGUUUCCGAUAAAAACUUGGUUUGAAGAUUUUGACAAUAUCGUGAAAAGGGUGAAAAGAAAACGCAGAGGUAAUAUUUUUAAAUGUAGAAAUCCAGAAUGUAAUAAAGUGUCUUGCUUAUUGUGUAAUCGAGAAAGCAGACCUUUUCAUAAAUGUUACGAGCAAGAACAAGAUAGUUUAAGACUUUAUGUAGAAAGAGCUAUGGCAGAAGCUGUAAAAAGAACAUGUCCAAAAUGUCAUGUUUCAUUUACAAAAGCGGAUGGUUGUAAUAAAAUGACAUGUAGAUGUGGAUAUGUAAUGUGUUAUCUCUGUAGAAAAGAUUUACGUCAAGAAUCAUAUGCACAUUUCUGUGAUCAUUUCCGACCAAUACCCGGACAAAAAUGCAAAAAAUGUAAUAAAUGUGAUCUUUACAAAACAGAAGAUGAAGAAAAAGUGGUAAAAGAAGCUGCCGCUAAAGCAAGAGCUGAAUAUAUAAAAUUACAUCCUGAAGCAAGAGAUGUUAAUCUAUUGGAAAAUACUGCUAUAGGUCCAAUAAAAAAUGAUGGUAUGCAUUGA
This is a messenger RNA of Entrophospora sp. SA101, 1878 nucleotides long. NCBI's taxonomy places the organism in Eukaryota, Fungi, Glomeromycota, Glomeromycetes, Entrophosporales, Entrophosporaceae. The record is from the annotation of a GenBank genome assembly.